Molecule: messenger RNA, 2029 nt
Organism: Brassicogethes aeneus
Lineage: Eukaryota; Metazoa; Arthropoda; Insecta; Coleoptera; Nitidulidae
Source: the annotation of a GenBank genome assembly
UUUAGAUUUUCGUCUUAUUUUGACUUGCUUAAUCUGCUCCUAAAUUUAUUCCACUAAGUUUACGGACACCUUGUAUAGAGAAACAACAUAUUUAUCAAAUCCACAUUUUGUGGAUUGUGAUAUUUAUUAGGUUGUUAAAAACAGAUAUGGCAGCACUGGCUCUGAAAUUUUUAGGUUAAUUUUACAUCAAAUUGUUGUUUUUCUUGUGAAAGGACUAGUAAUCUAAGUAAUAUUAUUUUUAAUAACUGUAAUCAUUUGUAAAUUAUGAAGGAGGAAGUUUGUUUGCAAUGCAAAAUAGUGACGGAAACAGCCUCAAACAGAUUGGUUCAGGAUUCUUGUGGUCAUUUAAAAUGCAGAAUUUGUCUUUUAAAUGAUGAAAAAAGUUGUAAACAAUGCUUUGAUUUAAAUACAUAUAAAACAGAGAAAGGGAAUAUUAUCAAUAAUGAUAAUUUAAGUAUAAUUUCCAAUGGUUAUCAUAAAGAGCAAAAUAUAAACCAAAAACAAAACAUAAAGACUAAUUUACUACAAAAAGAAAGAAAAACAAAUAAAGUGGAUACAAAACUUAAGAAAGAUAAGAGAACAUAUAAUGAAAUUUUAAUACCCAAUCAUAUUACAGUUUCCGUUGAUGCUAAUUCUUAUUUGUGUACUAUUUGUAAUAAACAAUUUACAACCAAAGCACAUGUAAAAUAUCACUCUUAUUGUGCAGGAGCCCUUAAAUUAUUUAAAUGUGAUGUUUGUAACAAGGAUUUUAUAUUAAAAACUCAACUGGAUAUGCAUUUAUAUAAACACCAGCAACAGGCACAGUAUACAUGUAAUGUUUGUGGAAAAUCAUUUAUUGAGAAAAGCAAAAUGAAAAGGCAUUCUCUAGUGCAUAGUAAAUUUAAAUCACAUGUAUGUUCUAUGUGUGGUAAAAAAUUUAAAACUAUGCAGUCACUAAAAGUGCAUUAUAUUAUACACAAAGAAGACAAGCCCUUUAGCUGUUCGACAUGUAAGGCUAAGUUUAAUAAUUCCUCAAAUUUAAAGAAACAUUUAGCUUCUCAUUCAAGUGAGAAAGUUCAUAUGUGUGAUCAAUGUGGUAAAAGAUUUAAACUAAAAUGUGCACUAUCGGUUCAUCAAAAGUCACACCUUAAGAGUAAAGAGUUCCAAUGCUUAAUUUGUCAAAGGACAUUCGUAAUUAACAAAGAUUUACAAAGGCAUCAACUUAUUCAUCUAGAAAAUAAGGCUUUCACCUGUAGCAUUUGUAAAACAAGUUUUAGAAGAAAAGACAAUUUAAGCAGGCAUAUAAAAAAUAUCCACCCUGGAAAAAAAGCAAAAAUUAUAGAGAUAAAGACAUCAGUAAGUUCAGAAGAACCUAUGGAAAAUCCUAAUGCUAUUAAGGUUAUAACUGCUUCACCAGUGUUUACUAAACCAACUUAUGAAAUAUCAACCCAAAAGAUGGGCAUUAGAAACAGCAGUGUAAUAAAUGGUCCUCCAAAACUUGCUUUUAAAACUCCUGCAUUUAAAACUAAUUAUAAUAUAAAUAGGGAACUUCAAUCUCAGAAAACUUAUGAUAUAGCUGAAUCUGUAAAUAUCUGUCAGAAAAUCCUUUCCCCUCAUACUGCAACCAUUAAAACAAUUAAUGAACCAAGUUCUUCCCAAAUUUGUCAAACGACCUUAGAAUCACAUUCAACUCCUCUUCACUAUGAAACUUCUUUUCAAAACCAAAAACACGCACAGAUUAAAAAUAUUAAGUUUAAAGUCCCGAUUCAAUAUACAAAUAAUCAUAAAACGGAAGAAAGGUGCAGUAAUUUAAUUCAUGAUACAAUUUUAAAUAAAGGGAAUAAGCACCUGCAUACUACCAACGACAAUAAUUUUUGUAGUGAAAUAGAUAACAGACAACACGCAGCCACCAGCGUAAUAGUUAAUAACCAGCCAGGUAAUAUGCAUUGGAGACGACGCACAUCACAAACUUUAAUUGCAAAACAAUGAAGACUAUUUAUAAAUAAAUAUCAAUGUGUAAAUUAUAUUAUAACGAAAAAAAAUAAAUAGU